Molecule: messenger RNA, 2031 nt
Organism: Abrus precatorius (Indian licorice)
Lineage: Eukaryota; Viridiplantae; Streptophyta; Magnoliopsida; Fabales; Fabaceae
Product: aspartate--tRNA ligase 2, cytoplasmic-like
Exons: 10
Coding region: 147-1772 (541 amino acids)
Biological process (GO): aspartyl-tRNA aminoacylation
Cellular component (GO): aminoacyl-tRNA synthetase multienzyme complex; cytosol; cytoplasm
Molecular function (GO): RNA binding; ATP binding; aspartate-tRNA ligase activity
Source: RefSeq, a predicted model, not a curated record
UUCCACGAACAAAAUCAACAACCCUAGCAACUUUCUCUCAUUGCCUCAACAUUCUAAUCACUCAAGUCUACUCUAUUUACUCUAUCACCAAACAAAGAGAUAACUAAAACAACACUGUCACUACUUUCGCCAUUUCACGCGAAACCAUGUCGUCUUCGGAAUCCCAAGAACCCGCGCUUUCGUCGGAAACACAGAUAAGCAAAAAAGCCGCUAAGAAGGAAGCCGCAAAGCAAGACAAGCUCCGCCGCCGUCAGGAAGUCGCCGCCGCCACCACCGCCGCCGCCAACCUCUCAGUCGACGAGACUGACCCCCUCGCCGGAAACUACGGUGAUGUGCCGUUGGUGGAGCUGCAGUCGAAGACUCCGGUGGACGUCAGCGCAUGGACGCGCGUGGAGUCUCUGGCCGAUUGUCUCUCGAACCGCACGGUCCUGAUCCGAGGGAGAGCGCAGACGAUUCGACCGGUGGGGAAGAAAAUGGCGUUCUUGGUGAUCAGAGAGAACGGUUUCACGGUGCAGUGCUUAGUGCAGGCGCAGGCCGAUACGGUGAGCCCGCAGAUGGUGAAGUUCGCUGCCGCACUCAGCCGCGAGUCUAUCGUUGACGUUGAAGGCGUCGUUUCGAUUCCCACAUCUCCAAUCAAAGGCGCUACGCAGCAGGUGGAAAUUCAAGUGAGGAAGUUGUACUGUGUGAGUAGGGCUGUCUCUACUCUACCGAUUAAUCUUGAGGAUGCUGCAAGGAGUGAAGCUGAAAUUGAGAAGGCUCUUCAGGCUGGUGAACAACUCGUUCGUGUUAAUCAGGACACACGAUUGAAUUUUAGAGUACUUGACGUGCGAACACCAGCUAAUCAAGGAAUUUUCCGCAUUCAGUCUCAAGUUGGAAAUGCAUUUAGACAAUUCUUAUUGUCUGAAGGUUUUUUUGAAAUCCACACUCCAAAGUUGAUUGCCGGAUCUAGUGAGGGUGGAGCUGCCGUUUUUAGAUUGGACUACAAAGGCCAUCCUGCCUGCCUGGCUCAGUCACCCCAGCUUCACAAGCAGAUGUCAAUAUGUGGUGAUUUUGGCCGUGUUUUUGAGAUUGGUCCUGUGUUUAGAGCGGAAGAUUCCUUCACUCACAGACAUCUGUGCGAGUUUACUGGUCUCGAUGUUGAAAUGGAGAUUAAGAAGCAUUAUUUUGAGGUGAUGGAUAUAGUUGAUAGAUUAUUUGUCGCUAUGUUUGACAGUUUGAACCAUCAUUGUAAGAAGGAUCUGGAAGCUGUGGGGUCUCAGUACCCAUUUGAACCUUUGAAGUAUCUGCGACAAACUCUGCGGCUAACAUAUGAAGAAGGGGUUCAGAUGCUCAAGGAUGCUGGAAUAGAAAUUGAACCUUUUGGUGACUUGAAUACUGAAGCGGAAAGGAAAUUGGGCCAGCUAGUUUUAGAGAAAUAUGGCACAGAGUUCUAUAUCCUUUAUCGGUACCCUUUGGCUGUAAGGCCAUUUUAUACGAUGCCCUGCUAUGACAAUCCAGCAUACAGUAACUCCUUUGAUGUCUUUAUUAGAGGUGAGGAGAUAAUUUCAGGAGCUCAGCGUGUUCAUGUGCCAGAAUUUUUGGAACAACGUGCAGCAGCUUGUGGCAUUGAUGUCAAGACAAUAUCUACAUAUAUUGAUUCUUUCAGAUAUGGUGCACCGCCACAUGGUGGCUUUGGAGUAGGUUUGGAGCGUGUAGUAAUGCUCUUCUGUGGCCUAAAUAAUAUUCGCAAAACAUCGCUUUUCCCUCGUGACCCACUUAGGAUUGCACCAUGAUAAAAUUAUAUCCAAACAGUAUAGCUCAAAUUCCGAGUCUUCUCAAUUUUUGUUAUGGCAAUGUUUUUUCUGUUUAAUCCCAAAGAUAUAUAUUUAAAUUCAGUCUUGGAGCUGAUAUUUAGCCGUUUAUACCGUACUCUAUUUCUCAUGUUUGACCUGGUGUAAUUGCCAUUGGGUAUUGAACUGACCCAACUUCAGAAGGAUCAUCUUGCCUCUAAUUAAAAUCCAGGUUAAUCAAUGAUAAAUUUCAUCCCAUGAG